AUGUCGGGCAAGAAGCGAAACAGAGACGGUGUUGAAGAGGAGGGACCUAAUGGAAAGGACCAUAUGGCCUGUGACCAAUGCCGUAUCAAGAAGAUCCGCUGUGGUAAAGAGCGGCCUCAAUGCUCCAACUGUAGCCGGCUCGCCAUGUACUGCGAGUGGUCUGGACAUGGGAAGAAGCCAAAUCAAACAGUACUGCUUCACCAGUCAAUCGCGACCAUUGACAACCGGCUUGAGCGUAUCGAGGGAAGAGUCUGUGGCAUGUACCAGCUGCUGCAACAUCUUGGCCCUCACUCCGCUUCUGGUGCUACUAGACCUUAUGGCGGAGGCGGCGGCGGCUCGAUGCCAGAGACCGACUCGGGCUACGGAUACCUGCCCGGCAUGACCUCGUCCAAUUUCCCGGGAAACUCACCGGCAUGUACGCCGACACCCCCUGCGGUGUACCAUAUUGCGCAUGGUCCACGCGGCUACGAGCGUUACUUCGGACCCACGUCCCUCAUGUCCCUCUUGCACAACUUUGACGAUCUCCCGCUGCUGCAGACGACCGACAACAGCAGCAACAGCCAAGCAAAGAUGACCUUGACAGUGACAAGAGCGGAACCACCGGUUCCGGUAGCGGCAGCAGCAACGAGAGAGAACCCAGGGCCCCUGACGGACGCCGCGGAACGCGUGAGGCGGCUCGUAUCGGUUCACCGGGAGCGGCAAGCAGCCAGAGAUAUCAGCAAGAUUGACGGAAGGGUUAUGGUAAAAGAGCCCUCGAUGCUGAUCCUGGUAGCCCUCGUCGAUCCCUACUUUCAGUUAUGCAAUCCGCAUCUCCCGAUAUGGACAAGGGCCGGGUUCCGCAAGCUGCUAGACGCAGCGCAGGAGAAUACCGGAGCCCCCCAGUCCACAUCUUUGACCUUUGCCAUGUGCGCUAACAAUCUUGUUCUGCUAACGCUCACCGCCAUGGCCCUUCAUGGUCAGGCGACUGGAGGCAGCUCCAGGGCUUCCAACGGCACUAUUGACGUGGAGGUUAUCCAGUCUUACAUAGAGAACGCGAGCCGAGCUAUGUUACACAUUGGACAGCUUUUGGAACCUCGCUUGGUCAACGUCCAGGCGCUCUUGUCAUUGUGUGCCGUGGCCCAGGUCUGCCUCCCGGAAGAAGUCUUCAGUCUUGCCUUAACCCUGGCAAACCAAGUCGCCAAGUCGAUGGGUUUGCACCAGUCCCAGGGUUGGAGCUCCAAUAUGAGCCCAGAAGAGGCUGAGGAGAGAAGAAACGUCCUCUACUGCCUGUAUUGCCUGGACAAAGCUGUGUCUUGGAACCACGGAUCUGCACCCAGUGUGGGUAGCACUGCCGGAUUUCUUGCCGGACUCGCAGGUACGCAGCAGGGGCUGUCUGAUGCAGUCAGUAGCGGCGGAGACGGUAGUGGCAGCAGCGCUCUCUACAUGAGCGCGAGAUUCGCUCUGGCUCAGAUCGAUGAUAACCUCUACACAAGUCUCUACGGGCCCGAUGCGGCGGCUGCCACGCAGGGUUUUGAGGGUUAUUUUAGCAAAAUCAACCUUGAGGGCUUCGAAGCCAGACUCAGGCACUGGAGAAAGCUUUACGAUUUCCACAACGAUACCGGCGGUGGUAACCACAUCUCUUUCGCGGAUGACGGGGACGGUAACCGGCUAUCGCAUGUUUCCAGACUGGACCUGGAGGUCAGCUACAGCCUUACGCGUAUGCAAUUGCUUUCGCGCUUCGUCGAAGACCCGGAAGUUUGCUCUGCGCUGCUCGACAAUGCCCGCAGCUGCUUGGUCUCGUUGCAACGAUUGUGGGCUGCUACAUCCGACCCAGGCCACUGCUUUAGCUUCGCCCGACUAGUUUCGUCAUUCCCCCCGGUGGUUGUAUAUCGACUCGCCCUCCAAGCUGCAACCUCUGAGGGGCCUAUGAGCGGCAGCGAUAUUGAGCUACUGGGCUUCCUAGCCAGCUCAUUACAGACGAUGGCGUCGAUGUUUGGGGUCACGGACUCGUAUACCUCGAAGUUCUCCGCCUUCGUCGACAUCAUGCUAGGUUUUGUCCACGACAGCCACCAGCAAGAUAGAGAGCAGCAGCAUCAGCGACAACAAUCCAUUUCCUCUCAUCAUCAGCAAUAUAGCCCGGCGGCAAGCCAGCAGCAACAUGAACAGAACGUAAAAAUAACACACCAAACAAACGCGUCGAUUCACAGCUUUCCCAUGUCAUAUGAUGCUUUAUCAUCCUCCUCCAAGAAGCAAUCUCCUAUAGCAAGCGAGCCGCUGCAGGUGAAAAGCCGUGAUUCUGCGAUCGCAGCGUCUCCAGGAUCGGCUGCAGAACAUGUAACAGACGCAAACCGUGUAAACAUCGACGUGGAUAAGGGUUUGAUGACGGUACCGGCAGGUCUGCUUGCGAACGGCCGGGACGAAGAGGCUCAUGAGAACUAUAUGUCCGGUUCAAUGGUGUUUGGUGAGUUGGACAGCUCGGAGAUAGGGGUUGACCACAACACUUGGCAGUGA
This is a messenger RNA of Colletotrichum truncatum, 2490 nucleotides long. RefSeq names its product C6 transcription factor. Gene Ontology annotation, biological process: DNA-templated transcription. The record is from RefSeq and is a predicted model, not a curated record. Lineage: Eukaryota; Fungi; Ascomycota; Sordariomycetes; Glomerellales; Glomerellaceae. Gene Ontology annotation, molecular function: zinc ion binding; DNA binding.